Lutra lutra (Eurasian river otter) is the source of this 2376-nucleotide messenger RNA. RefSeq names its product chromosome 7 C14orf180 homolog (gene C7H14orf180). The coding region runs from base 264 to 752 and encodes 162 amino acids. The record is from RefSeq and is a predicted model, not a curated record. The transcript is spliced from 5 exons. NCBI's taxonomy places the organism in Eukaryota, Metazoa, Chordata, Mammalia, Carnivora, Mustelidae.
UAUAGCUCAGCGUUUGCCAGUUGGCCAAGUUCUGCCGCCCUGCCGAGGGGCCUGGGGCGGGGACGCCUGCCGGCCACAGACUUGCCCCACGGGCCGGCCAGCGGCAGCUCCAGACCAGAGCAGCAGGAGGCUGCACGGGCCCGGGGCUGCCUCUCCGGGGGGCCCGAGAGCGGGCCAGCAGCACCCUGAACCACUCUCGCUGGAGGACGCCGCAGAGCCUGGCUUCUCGGACCCCGGAGGAAGCCAGGGCUAUGUUCCAGUAAAUGAAGCCCGCAGCUCAAGCCUUGAGCCCCAGCGCCCAGCCGGAGACACGACAUCACACCAGGAAGAAUGAAGAGGCCGCUCCAGGCUGGCCAAUGCCCAGGGCAGGGAGGGAAGGCGACAGGCAGUGCCCCCCCUCCAUCCUGAGGCGGAGCCGGCCACAGCGCCGCCACGGGGCCGAGCCACAGAGGACCUCACGGCUGGUGCGGUUCCGGGAGCCCCCGGAGGCGGCCGUCCACUACAUCGCCAGCAGGGAGACCACCACGGCCACCACCACCACCAGGGCGCCCAGCCGGCUGCAGCCCCGAGGCGGCUCCCUGCUCCUUCGGCUGUCCAUGUGCAUCCUGCUGAUGCUGGUGCUGGGUCUGUGCUGUGGCCGAGCCAAGCCCGUGGCGCUGGCCCUUGACGACCUGUGGGCCCGGAUCCUGGGGCUCAGCCUGUACCUGAAGCACACGGCCCUCUCCUGCUGGCGCGGCCUGCUGCAGCUCUGAUGGGGGCGGGCUCCCCUCCAGGCCUGCGACUGGCCGAGUGGGGGGGGGGGAGCCCCGACAGGCGGUCCCUCUUGAUGCCCACGUUGGGCUCCACUACGCAGUUUUAUUAUAAAGAGAAUCCACACAUGCUUUGGCCCCCGAGAGCCCCCCAGGCCCUCCCUCACCCCGGUGGGAGCUCUCUGCACCCUUGGGCCAGGCCAGGAUGUGGCCACGCAGAACCCCUCGAUAGGGACGCCGGCCCUGUACCCAUGGGGUCCCUCAGAGGGACACUGGCCUUUGCUGCUUGGGGACUGCGGGGGCUGGACCUCAAAACCCCGUGGAGACAGGUGGGUCUGGCUGCUGGGUGUGUCCUCCCUCCUGACGCUACACACAGGGCGGGGACCUGGGGUCUCCCCUUGUUGGUGCCGUUGGGGCUCCAACCUCUGAGCCAGUCUGACCGCUCCCCGGGGUUCCCGAGGCCUCAGGAACCCCUCGUGUUCUGGAGAGACAUACAGGCUGCCCCCCUCCUCAGCUGUCCGCCUGGUGGUGGCUGAGAGCGAGUGAGCUCCACCCGGACCCACCACCAUCAGAGCACAACCCCCUGUGUGGGGCCCCCGGGCUGCGCCGCGUGUCCGCUGCAGGGGCUCGGUGUCCCAUGACUGUGCACACAGCGCGCCACUGCGGCAUUGUGAGGCCGUGUGGAGACGGCGCAACAGGCUCCAGGGGCCCCUCCAGACUCUGCAGGGAGGGGGACGCCUGAACACAGCAGGGAGGCCCGUGGCCAGACACCCGGAGGGACUGCCAGGAAGACGCCGUCUCCCCCAGCCACCUUCAGACAGGGGUCCACAGGACAGCCAGUGCGGUGCUGCCCCUUCCUGGGGUUAGGCCCUGAGCGUCCAGCCCCACGGGCUAAGCAGGGACACACGGAUUUCUAUUAAAACACACUGCCACCCCUUUUAUCAGUCUGGGGGUCUUUAUCCAAAGGAGGGACAUGGGGACGGAUUUCCUUGGCUAAAGCAGAGGUGGGAGCACCUGGGAGCCUUCCCUCCUGGGCCUCAAGGGCAGGGGUGGUGUUUUCCAGGGUCAGGGUUUGGGGAGCCCAGAGCAGGGAGCCCAGUGGGCCUGUCUCCAGGAGCCGUAACCUCCAGAGGGCCGCAGUGGGGGGCCCAAGCCCCAGCCCUCGCAAACCCUCCUGCUGGUUCUAGGGUAACCAGGGUGAUUGCCGCCAACUCCGGCACUGCCCAGCCCUCCCCCCGGCCCCCCACUUCCUCUCACCCCCACCCCCUGAAGAGGACAGGCACGUUAUUGCCCCAUAUUCCAGGCAGGGAAACUGAGGCUCGGAGAGGUUGGGUCACGUGCCCGAACCCAUGGGGCAGGCACAGGCCUUGGGCUCAGCCCGGUCUAGUCUGGGUCACAUCUUGGGGAAGCCCUACCCGUGGAGCUCUCAGCCGAGGGUCUCUGGAGGGUCCGCACAGCGUGAGCCGGGGCUCCGGGGAGACGACCCUGAGACGGCCACCCUUGCACCUGGGGCGCCGCGGCGAGGAGAGCCCCCGGGAUGUGCGCACGCAUGAGGGUCCGGCCACAGGCAGGCCCGGCCCUAACCCCGUCAGUUCCUGAAGCUACAGGGACGCGCGCCGGCAGGUUU